CAUUUCCUUCCUCCCCUACAUGCGUGUGUCUUUCAAUGUAGCUAUUGUCUCUGGGUGCGGUUUCAUCAAACACUAUUUCGCCCAGGCAGUUUUGCGUUUUUCCUCCACAAAUUUGUUGUUAUACGCUCGGAUUUACACGCACUUUUAUUUAUUGCAGUUCAUACCUUCCGCCAAACGUCUCCUCUAAACAAGGGUAUAGGCUGAGGAGCAGUAAAACCAACUUGGUCUUUUUCUUUCCAGUCUAUCCCAGUUAUCGUCCAUCCAGAAGGAAUAAGUCGAGGAAUUAGGAGAGCAGCAACUGGUUUGUGUAGUACCCUCCGCACGGACACAACAACAGGUUAUCAGCUGCCCUGCACAAUGGAAGCCAUAGCGAAGUACGAUUUUAAAGCGACUGCAGAUGAUGAACUAAGUUUCAAGCGUGGAGAGGUACUGAAGGUUUUAAAUGAAGAAUGUGACCAAAACUGGUACAAGGCAGAGGUGAACGGAAGAGAGGGCUUCAUCCCCAAGAAUUAUAUUGAAAUGAAGCCACAUCCGUGGUUUUACGGAAAGAUCCCGCGGGCAAAGGCCGAGGAGAUGCUUAACAAACAGCGACAGGAUGGGGCCUUCCUCAUCAGAGAGAGCGAGAGUACUCCAGGGGACUUUUCCCUUUCCGUGAAGUUUGGCAAUGACGUGCAGCACUUCAAAGUCCUGCGGGAUGGCGCUGGGAAGUAUUUCCUGUGGGUGGUCAAGUUCAACUCGCUCAACUCCCUGGUGGAGUACCACCGCACCAGCUCCGUCUCCAGGAAUCAGACCAUCUUCCUCAAAGACAUCGAGCAGGUCCCACAGCAUUGCACGUAUGUACAGGCACUGUUCGACUUCGACCCUCAGGAGGACGGCGAGCUGGGCUUCCGUCGAGGGGCUCUCAUCCAAGUGCUGGACAACUCUGACCCCAACUGGUGGAAAGGGGCGUACCACGGCCAGACGGGAAUGUUCCCACGCAACUAUGUCACGCCUGUCAAUCAGAACAUGUAAGACAUCUACACAACCCAAUGGACUGGACCCCACCUCGCACCACACGCCACGCCAGCCCUAGAACCAAAACAAACUUCUAUGGGGUUGCUGUGGAAACGGUCGGGGGGGAAGGGUGGAUCAGGACUGACUGUUGCUAUGCGGGUUGCCAGACUCUGCUUUGGCGGAGAGAAGAGGCGUAGGGUGGUGCGGCGCUGGCGUGAGCGUUUGCCAAGGGCCAUCGCUGGAGCCCGAGGGGGAGGAGUCACUGGGGCACGCCUCCGGCUGCUCCUGCUUCACCUCAUCACACUCCUUCCGCCAUCCUUCUCCUGUGAUAUCAAAUGCUGUUUCAACAAGAUCUCUUUUUUUUUUUUUUUUUUUUUUAGUAGUUCUAGAAGUCCUUCAGAAACCAGGAUUUGAUCUGGAUCUGUUUUGUCUGUCUCGUUUCCAUCAAGUAAUUGGACUUCAUAUUGAACUCCAAGGGACAACAAUCAAUUUCUGAGUAAAAAUCUACAUGUGUUAGAGGCUGUAUGUCUUACGUGCAUCCGUGUCUGUAGUUUUGGUCUAAGUGGGAACUGUUACAUGACAUGACCUGUUCCCCUGAUCCCAGGUGAUGUCAUAGGUCAGAGAAUGCUUGCUUAAAAAUCCAUUUAUGUCUUGAAACAGUAUACAAAAUGUGGUCAAUACAGAAAGCUCUGGAGAUGAGUUUAUUGUACAGAUGGUGUACUUGGCCUCUAAACAUUAGGAUUUCACCUCGUCUUUUUUCCUUACUGAAUGGCUUUGUCAUUUUGACUUUGUAAUAAUGAAUUAUGUUGAUGUGACGUUCAAUCAUGAAACCCUACGAUGUUGAAUCUUGCCUGUAAUUAACCCGUGUACUUCAACCUGUCGUAUGUUAUUGGAUGAGUGGGUUAUGUCUUCUGGAGACCUUUAGCUCAGUUGUGCUUUCUCAGUGCCUUCCCAGCUUACUGUCAGCAAGAUAAUCAUGACUUAGAACUGGUCUAUGUGAGAAACACACAAUCUAAUGCAAGCAAAUGGACAGUAUGUUUACUCAAGACUACAAAGAGUUGGUCAACAUUACAAAAAAAUGAAACUUCUUGUGAAAUCUAUUUCAGCCUAAGGAGUUGGUGGGGCAGGGGACUGUGCACACGUGUAUGAUGCUGGUAUUUAACUUGAAGAGAAAUAAAUGUAGACAAUAUGAUGCAUUCCCUUGCUACAUCCUCAAACGCAUGGUCUCACUGUCAAGUGUAUGGGUGGGUUUGGGUGGCAGAUCACACCUUGCCAUCACUGUGUUGCUCUUUUUCACAUUAAUGUAUGAAUUUUUACACUUUGCAGCAUUUGUACUUGGAAUAAGUGUAUAAAGAGAGGUCUACUAAUUAUACGGUUAUCUUACAUUUGAAACGGUGUUUGCAAAAUAAUCAAAGACAACUGCUAUGGGGAUUUAUUUUCUGUAUCCUUUGGAGCAGAGGAGUCCAGAUGAAAUGGCACACGAGUGAAAAACUGUGAGUGCUUGCUUGUUUCACCCUAUCUGUUUUCUACAGACGAUGGGGGCUGUUUGACAUCAAACGGCAACAACAAAAGAACAGCAAUGGUGCAGAGAACAGCAGAGACUGAGGAAGUUCACAUACAAAACUAAAAACAUUGGUUAGAGAGAUCAUAAUAGAUUUGGAGUAAGCAUGACAGACUAUGUUAUUUAAACUGUGAUUUUUCCUAUUUUUUUUCUCCGGUCACUCAAUUCCUUUCUUUUUUUUGUGAAUAAAACCCAGUUGCUCUGAUUACGUGAAAGUACUACAGAAAAAGAUAGCUCUGAUUUACACAUUGCUCUGAGUGGUUUGAAGGAUGUUGAAAGUUACAAUUUAAAGAUGAGUUGGGCAGAAGAUUAUGCAACACACUUACACACACUAUUUUCAAAGCCAUAUUUUCAUCUGUUAUUCUUUGUGUCAUAUCCUUCCUUUGUUGCCACAUUGGCCACUUCACCCACUGCAUAUUCAAGGUAGAAGGAGGAGGAACACAUAACAAAGGAUGAAAGAGUUGAUAAAAAAGAAAAAAAUAAUGGUUGAUUUUCUUCUGAAUAUCAGUAGCUCUCCCUCAUUUUCAUGCAAAUAUUUGUGGACUUCUUGUUAUUAGUUGUCAGGUUUAAGUUAUAGGUGGCCUUCUUCAGAGAUUUUGUUGGAGCUUCAAUGAGUCUGAGUCAGUUUCAGCAUUGGGUAAGUGAGGCUGGUCCAUGGUGUGGAAGCCGACUCGAAGGACCAUUCUGAUGCAUCCAUGCCCCCAUGAUUUCUGAUUUGUUUGAGUCUCCACAUAAAACACAAUGCCCUGAGACUGAUGUUUAAAUGUUGCCAUUUUUGUGGUUGUUGCCUGAAGGAGCCCAUGGUUUGGGUGUGUGCAAUAGCAUCACAGUUAGGUGGACUGUAUCCCUUUAAAUGUGUACCAUUUCUUUUUCUUGGUUGGUAACUAAAUAAAGCAACAUUUUUUGUGUAUUUGA
Messenger RNA from Alosa alosa (allis shad), 3469 nucleotides. RefSeq names its product growth factor receptor-bound protein 2a (gene grb2a). NCBI's taxonomy places the organism in Eukaryota, Metazoa, Chordata, Actinopteri, Clupeiformes, Clupeidae. The transcript has 5 exons. Bases 358 to 1011 code for a protein of 217 amino acids. The record is from RefSeq and is a predicted model, not a curated record. Gene Ontology annotation, molecular function: protein binding.